UUGUUCUUCUGCACAAGUGGUACCUCGGAUUUGCUGCUUGGAACUGCAGUAAUAUCCCAGUCCUGCAUCCUCUGUUACAUCUCCCCCAGCCUGGGCUGCUUUCCAGGACUUUUUGGGGGACCAAAUAUUUGAAAUAUUACUUUGAAAGAGUACCUGAAGCAGAUUUCCAUUAUACUUCUAAAAUAGGUAAGAAAACAGUGAGAUAGUUACCGCAUGUUCGGCCCAUGGCAUCGGUCCGUGUGUGGCUCUCGGAUAUGAGCCCGCUCCGGUUCCUCUUUUCUAAAACCAUUGUGCAAAGUGUAGGAAUUUCACAACCGAUGUCGGGCGGAAAUCCGCAAACUAUGUGGCAUAUGACUAGCUGAAUACGACCCAAAAUACCAAGUCGAACUGCUGGACUGUUGCAAUAGGACCCGUUUUGUUGUCUCAUGGUAGAAACCCAAACCAGCAGCAGGAGGAUGAUACAGUAUUCAAAUUCAAAGUCAUUGUUCCUGGUUGAAUCCUUAUUUCUGAUGCCUUAGCAAUGUGACCGAGGACACUGGAAAAGGGGGAAGAGUCUUCUACCCAGAUUUUUUCCCCCUCAGGCUCCUUGUGAAGCCUUAGGUGGAUAAGCACAAAGUCACUUUAGUUUUAAUCUGGUGAAUGCUCCCAUUAAGGCUCUGGCAGGAGGCGAAGUGUCAGAUCUGUGAAAUCCUUUGUGAUGGUUUUAUUUGGAACAGAGUCUGCCCCAUAGCUGCAGUUUAGACUCGGCCUUAGCGCUGAUGCGGAUGCCGCGGUGCCAAACCUCGACAUCUGCCCGGCCCGAUCACCUCAAAAGGAAGAGAAACCGCAACACGCCGGAGCCCCGGGACGGGUGACGAGCCCAGCGGAAAAGACAAGAAUAGUUACUUUGGAGAGCGUCAAGAAUCCCACUUCCCGCAGAGGAGGGAAGCGCCCGGGCAACAGGGAAGCGCGAGCCCUCUGAGUAAGCGGCCGCAGCACCCCCGUGCGCCACUCAUGCCAACUUUUCCCAUUUUACGAGCAAACCGCGCUCUUACCAAACCCGUGACAUCUGUACCCGGUUCCCUCGGCCUCUGCUUCCCCUCGCGGAGGCAGUGACGUGCUCACAGCCAUUCCCACCCUGUGGCCAAACUGCCCGCAAGUGCAAAAAGCCACAAAAAUCCAGAAUAUGCGUUUUGAUUCCACCCUCUCCCGUCUCUUCCCGACCACCAGCUGAUUGGGGAGAGAAGAACUAGGGGUGAGGGGAGCAGGAAGGACACACAAAAUCCCAAAGGGUACGACAGCGCAAGUCAGUACUGCUAGAAAUAACUAAAUCCAACAUAGGUUUAUGUUCCAAAGCAUUUUAAUCUAAAAGAAAUGUGCGAUUGAGAGUAAUUUGCUGCUUCAACCCCCCCACAGACAAGCCCUGGAGUGUGGGAACCUGUUGGUACCAAAAAUGGGGAAAAAGGAGCCGCUUUUGGUAUGUGAAAGCACAGAACAGGGGGGCUGCGGGUUGGCGCUGCUCUGCUUGGACUGAUGAGCGGGGUCUCGCGCCGCUUCGCCUCGUCCUCCUUUAAGAAUCAGCAACACGGAAAACAACGUGAAGGGCGGACAGCGAAUUUGCAAAGGCACUGAUAUCACCAGCAAUUAGUCACAGGGAAUUACACCAAGGGAAAACAGAGUUGGGAAAGUGUAAGGUGCCACUCUGAUACUUACUUGUACAGGUUCCAAGAACGAGCUGGAUUAGGUCCCAAAGCGCAGGAUUUGCCCGCAUGGAAAGAACGUGAGGAACAAGCACUUAACAAACCCCCCAAAUCAGCUGCACAGGGAUGUGCAAAACUCACUCGUGGGCUCCUCCUGCACAAGCCAAACCCUGUAGCGACAGCCACACUCGCUUCUGCCCGACACCUGCUACCGAACAGCGGAAAAUCAAUCCAGAAUUUACUAACGGAGGUAAGAACCGUGCCAUUAUUGCAGUGUAUUCACUUACAUUUCCGCUCAGACGCUCCUCAAGUACCGCAGCCACGGCUUCAGACAAUAGCAGCUCAUUCUGGAGCUCAUUUUUAAUUGCCAUUUAAACUCACAAAUUAUUAGCUGCAAAACCAGAUCAAAAAGCAGAGAAUAUUCUUCCCCACAACCUUCACAAUGAGAGUUAGGGUUAGGGUUAUAAUAAAUGAAUACACAGGACGUGUGCUGGACGACAUAAACAUGAGAUCAAUGCCAGCACCGCAUGUUGGUAAAAUAACCAUCCUUGUGCCAAAUAAUAUUGAUUUUAACUUGGUGGCUUCCAGCCGUGAUUUCCUCUCACAACCGGCCCAUGAGACGCGGUUUGGUGGCCCCGGUGCUGCGUGUAUCGUACCCGCUCCAUCUCCCCAGAGCCGGAGCACAGCGAGGGCCUCAGGAGCAGCACAGCUCUGCUUGCAGGAAGAAUCAUUGGGGAGAAAUUCUGCCUACGGGGGGUCACCCCAACUCGAAAGCAGGAGCGAGAAUCCUUCCUGACGUGUCCAAAAUGCUGUUAAUUUUCUGUCUGUUGCACUAAAGUGAGUCAGGAUCUGUUGAAAAACAGUGACUUGAGGGCAUUUCUCAGAACCUGCCAGGGCAGGAAGUGCCCGGUCAGACCAGGACAGCGGCACAAACAACCUGGGGGUUUCCAGCCCCCCAGGACAAGGCAGGGGAGCGUCUGGGCUGCUGCAAGAGUUUCCAGUCACCGGCGGUUACAAAAUACAGGAAAAAAGAAUCAAUACCGGAAAAAAUGGAGCAGACAGCAGCGCUCUACACCUUGUGCAAUCUGCUGACUUCCUUCUGCUGGCAUCCUGAGCCCAACUCGCUGCACAGCGCAUCUGUAAAUGUAACACGGAGAAAAUCCCCUGUUAUUAUUUUUCCCCUAAAGUGCACGAAAGUCUGGUUGCUCAGCUAGCAGGGGCACGUCUGGCACGCAGGACCUCGUAUUCACACGCGAGAGCCCAACACCAAAUCCUCCCCACCUAAGGAAAUCACCCCAAACGUUACAGGAAUAAAUCACUUUUCUCAGCCUGCGGCCACGCUCGGUGCCUCCAGACCUGCCCACGGCGCUCAGGUGGGCACGAAGCCACCGGAGACAUCCGAACUCCAGCCGCUUUCCGCUCCGGGUGGGAAGGGCGGAGGAUUCCCCGGGCGGCUCCCGGGGGCGGUCCCGCUGGUCCCGGGGCUACAAGAGGCGACGGUGGCGGCCGCAGGUCCCGGCGGGAGCGGCGCGGAGAGCGGGUAGGACGGGACGGCUGGGAGGGAGCUGCGGGUUGGGGGACCCGCUCCCCGGGUUCCUGCGGGUGCUCGGGGGGGACGCGGGUCCCGGGGUCCCGGUCCGGGGGGUCUCGGGGUCCCUUCUCUUCAGUUAAACUCGACAGCCCCAGUCUGGCGGGCGGUGAAAGGGAGCGUGGUGAGGGUAAAAGGGAGCUCACCUGCAGUUUUCAAGCCAUAAACAGGAGACGCGGAGCAGGGAGGGAAGCGGUGAUGGGCAGAGAGGAGCUGGGCAGCGACCUCCAGCCACGGGGCAGCCCCACAGUGAGCCGUGCACGGCACUGACCUCUGCCGCCUCCCCCAUCCAGCCUCAAAGCAAACUUACUCCUUUUCCUCACUCCAAAAGGCAAACCCAAAGGGCCACUGGUCAAUCCCUGGCAGAGCGAAGCGCCAAGCGGUGGUGACACGGAGCCGCUGCCGCGUUCCUCUGGGUUUGCGGCUCCAGCGCGGGGGCUCCGUGCAGCUCAGCCUCACCGCUGGUCGUGCACCGGGGACGGAAAACCCAGCAGCGGCGUCAAAAGUGCGUUUGGGAUGAUGCGAGGGAAAGAUGCUGUUGCAAAGGCUGCUCAGGACCGGGGGGAGGAAUGGAGAAAAAAUAGAGAAAUACAGACUACUGAAAAAUCAUUAAUCUACAGUGAUCUGAACUGAGGAGCACUUGCUUGCAAAUGAUUCUCCAGCACCAUCUUUUAGCAUUGCCUCUUGAAAAUAAUAACGGAGCAAGACAUUUUGAAAUGUAGAUAAAAAUGAAUUCAUAGGUACAACUAAUUAAACAAUUUCUAUGCUUGCAAGUAAACUAGGAUUCUUCUUUUAAGGGUACUUAUUGACACAGAGCAUGUUACAGCAAUGGGUUUUUCUGUUUGUUUUCUGCAGGAUGAAGCCCCUGAUUGGAAGCUUUCAUUUCUACUUCAUUUCUUUCUUACUCAGCAGAGCAAAGGGGCUCCCAGCUCUGAGAGCACCCACAGCCUCUGUCUCCCCCUUCUACACCUACUGCUAUUUAAACCUCUCCUCUGUAGCAGAGGCACAAGCUCCCAAAACGGCCAGAGCUCUCAAUUUCUCACAUAACCUCAUCAAGAAAAUAACCAAGAGAGACUUGGAAGGUUUCGAUGCGCUGGAAGUUCUAGACCUUUCCCACAACCAGAUUCGGGACAUCGAGCCUGGCGCGUUUGAGCGUCUGCCCAGCCUCCUGUCUGUGAACUUAUCAUUUAACGACAAGAACCUUCUUGCGGCGGGUCUGCCGCCCCCCCUGAAGCUCAACCCCGCUCGCGAGGCCUCGGGGCUUUUGCAGCUCUAUGAGUAUUUUGACAGAUCCUCGGAGGCUGCUCUGGAGCCUCCUGCGCCCGCCGAGGAGCGUCCGUCUGUCCCGAAGCCCCUUCCCGCGAGGCUCAGACGGGGCACGGGGGGCGUCCCCCCCGGAGCGGAGGGGAACGUGGCGCUGUCUCCAAACCCCGAUCCCUGCGCGGCGCCGGUGAGCGGGCGGCUGGACCUGUCGCACCGCCUGCUCUCCGAGGACGAGCUGGUGGCCAUGCUGGAUGAGGAUCGCUGCCUGGCGCGGCUGGAGAGCAUCCUGGAGCUUGACAUGAGUCACAGCGGCCUGCAAAUGGAUCUUCUGUCGCUGUUCGCCCUGUUCCUGCCGAUGAAAAAUGUGCGCUCCAUCGACGCCAGUCACAACAAAUUAACAAUGAACGUUCUAGACGCUUCGUCGUUCUGCAAGUUCCCUUCCAGCAAGCUUUUGUUUUUAAAUAUCAGCAACAACCCCAUAAACAGCUUGGAUACGCUGUGCGUCCCUUCAACCAUCCAGGUGAUCGAUUUGUCCUUCACCAACAUAAGCCAAAUACCCCGGAAUUUUGCUAAAAAAAUGACUAACUUGGAACACCUGUACGCUCAAGGAAACCACUUCAUCUACACCGUGCGCCCAGAAACCCCCAGCGUGGCCGCAGAGUACCCCCCGGGAAGCGUACACAUUAACGCCAUUUCGCUUGUGUGGAACGAGGCCGGGACGCCCAUCGAAAGCCUCCCCAGGAGAGUGAAACACCUGCAAAUGUCCAACUGCUCCAUCGUGGAGCUGCCGGAAUGGUUUGCCAGCACAAUGCAAGAAUUAUUAUUCUUGGAUCUCAGCAGCAACCGCAUUUCUGCGCUCCCCGAGUUGCCCGCCUCCCUGCGGCACCUCGACCUGAGCAACAGCGACAUUAAAAUCAUACCCCCCCGUUUUAAAUCUGCCGCCAACCUAACGGUAUUUAAUAUUCAAAACAAUAAAAUCACGGAUAUGCAUCCUGAGUAUUUCCCGUUGGCUUUAACGGAAUGCGAUAUUAGUAAAAACAAGUUGACCGUGUUGUCGCUAACGGGCGCCCUGGAGAAACUCGAAUUCCUGAACGUUUCUGGAAACCUCAUCAGCAGAGUGGAGCCCGCCAGCCGCCUUCCUGCCCUCGCCAACCUGGACAGCAGCCACAACCUCAUCGCGGAGCUCCCCGAUCGCUUCGGGGAGUCCCUUCCCGCGCUGAAAUACUUCAAUUUAUCGGGGAACAAGAUCUCGUUCCUCCAGCGCGGCUCGCUCCCGGCCUCCCUGCUCGAGUUGGACAUCAGCAACAACGCCAUCACCACCAUCGUGGAGGACACUUUCGGCCCGCUGACGAGCCUGAGCGUUUUAACCGUCCAAGGCAAGCAUUUCUUCUGCAACUGCGACCUGUACUGGUUUGUGAACGUGUACAUGCGGCGCCCCGGGCUGCGGAUCAGGGGCCGCGAGGCGCUGCGGUGCAGCUUCCCCCCGCGCAGACGGGGCUGGCUGGUGGAGCGCAGCGACCUGACGCUGCUGCGCUGCUCGCUGGGCCUGCAGCUGGGCGUCACGGCCUGCGCCGCCGCGCUGCUGGCGCUGCUGCUCGCCGCGCUCUGCCGGCGCUUCCACGGGCUCUGGUACGUCCGCAUGGGCUGGUACUGGUGCAUGGCGAAGCGCCGGCAGUACGAGAAGCGGCCCGAGAACAAGCUCUUCGACGCCUUCGUUUCGUACAGCGAGCAAGACGCCGGCUGGACCAAGGAGUAUCUGCUGGAGAAGCUGGAAGCCGACGGAUUCAGGAUAUGUUACCACGAGAGGGACUUCAAACCGGGGCACCCUGUACUCGGGAACAUUUUUUACUGCAUAGAAAACAGCCAUAAGGUGCUUUUUGUUCUCUCUCCCAGCUUUGUGAACAGCUGCUGGUGUCAGUACGAGCUGUAUUUCGCCGAGCACCGGGUCCUGAACGAAAACCAGGAUUCCCUCAUCAUGAUCGUGCUGGAGGAGCUGCCGGCCGACAGCGUGCCGCAGAGGUUCAGCAAGCUCAGGAAGCUGCUCAAGAGGAAAACCUACCUCAAGUGGAGCCCCCAGGAGCACAAACAGAAGAUGUUCUGGUGCCAGCUGGAAGCCGUCUUGAAAACAACCAACGAGCCGCUGGUGCGAGCGGAAAACGGGUCCGCUGGGGACGCGUACGAGAUGGAGUGAGAGACGGGACGACGCAAAGGUCGCGCUUGGGAGCUACUCCUUGAAACGCUGUGGAUGUCACCUGAAAGGAAGAACAGCUCAGGUCACACCGUGCGUCCCCACUCUCGGUUGGAGGUUAUGGCAGCAAAAAGCGCCGUCGCUCCAAGGUGAGGGUGUAGUUCUGGUUCUGGUGUACGCGUAAAACGCAACCUACGACAACAGCCGGGUUUAGUGAGAAAAGGUUAAAGACUGACUUGCUGAAGGGAUGCAAUUGCAAAUCCACGCGGCCGCAUCGCUGGGUUUAAGUAACUGGUGGGGGAAAUCGGACUAAAAUGUUUCCUAAUUGCAGAUUAAACUAAACAACUAGACAAUAAAGAAAGAGCCAGCUGGCUGUGUCAGCCGCUGACGUUAAUGAA
This is a messenger RNA of Columba livia (rock pigeon), 7116 nucleotides long. Its product is annotated as toll-like receptor 2. Gene Ontology annotation, molecular function: transmembrane signaling receptor activity; triacyl lipopeptide binding; protein binding. Gene Ontology annotation, biological process: inflammatory response; immune response; toll-like receptor signaling pathway. Gene Ontology annotation, cellular component: plasma membrane. Lineage: Eukaryota; Metazoa; Chordata; Aves; Columbiformes; Columbidae. The record is from RefSeq and is a predicted model, not a curated record. Bases 4085 to 6721 code for a protein of 878 amino acids. The transcript has 2 exons.